Messenger RNA from Cololabis saira (Pacific saury), 404 nucleotides. RefSeq names its product serine peptidase inhibitor, Kazal type 4 (gene spink4). The transcript has 4 exons. Bases 50 to 292 code for a protein of 80 amino acids. The record is from RefSeq and is a predicted model, not a curated record. Lineage: Eukaryota; Metazoa; Chordata; Actinopteri; Beloniformes; Belonidae. Gene Ontology annotation, molecular function: protein binding.
GAGGCGUGCCCACUGGCACCUGCCACUCAGUUAUUCAUCCACCAGCGUCAUGUUUGGAAGAGCUGUUUUCCUGGGACUUCUGCUUCUCUGCGUCACUGCAGAUGCAGUGGACACGUUUGGAUCCAUGAGACAGCCCUCUUGUGACAACAUGGACGAGUUUCGGGCGUGCCCUCUUAACCUCGCUCCUGUGUGUGGCAGCGAUGGAAACACUUAUGCCAACGAGUGCACCCUCUGUGCGGAAAGAGAUGUUACCAAGUUGGACAUCUGGAUUGUCAAGGAGGAAAGCUGCUGAUAUCAUUGUCAAGAGACAUUGUCAGAUGCCAAAAACCUGUCUAAGAAUGACAUGAACGAUCUUAAAUUCUGUUUUUGUCGUUGCUAUGAAUAAUAAAUUUCAAUCAUCAGUG